CGAAAUUUUUUCACGUGUUUAUGUUGUUUAGUAAUUUAAAAUUAAUAAAUUCGCAGGUUACGGAGAAAUUAGGAUAUCUAUUAUUUUGCUAAUAAUUUGUCGGUUAGUUUCGUGAUUGUUAUAUAAGUUUUUGGUAAAUGCGAUCUCAAUUAGUAGCUUUCAACCAAACUACUAAUUCACUAAAAUAAAAUAAACCAAUCUGAAUCACUGACUAACUAAUUACUGACUUAUGUAGAAAAAAUAACUAUGGGCAAAAGAAAAUUGGACCCCACGCCAACAGACGAACCAGAAAACAAGAAAAUAGCAAAAAAGUCGAAAUGGACUAAUAAAACUAGAGUCUUGGUGUUUUCGUCUCGUGGCGUCUCGUUCACGCAGCGGCAUUUGAUGAUGGAUUUGAGAAGCAUGAUGCCCCAUUCUAAGAAAGAAUCGAAAAGGGAGAAAAAGGACAGUCUGUUUGCCAUCAAUGAGAUAUGUGAGAUGCGCAAUUGUAACAAGUGCCUCUACUUUGAGAAUAGAAAAAAGUCAUCUCUUUAUAUGUGGAUGUCCUGUGUUCCUGCAGGUCCUUCUGCUAAAUUCCUCGUUGAAAACAUACAUACAAUGUUGGGACUGAAGUUGACAGGGAACUGCUUGAAAGGCUCGAGGCCUUUGCUGUCAUUUGAUAAGACAUUUGAGACGGCUCCACAUUGGAAACUCUUGAAAGAGAUGUUCACGCAGAUUUUGAGUGUUCCUUAUCAUCACCCCAAGAGCAAACCGUUCGUCGACCAUGUUCUCACCUUCACCAUUGCAAACAAUCUCAUUCAUUGUAGGAACUAUCAGAUAGCAGAGGAGAAUGCCGAGCUCGUUGAGAUUGGCCCGAGAAUGUCCUUGAACUUGAUCAAGAUUUUUAGCGGUAGUUUUUCAGGGGAGAUUUUGUACAACAACCCCAAGUUCACAAGCCCCAACACUAUAAGAAAUAUGUUGAAGCUACAGCAGGGUACUAAGUAUCUUGGCAAGUUGGCCUCUAGGCAGGCUAGGGAAGUGCGGAGACCCGAUUAUUCCCUACUGCGAAACCCCAUUGAUGACGUUUUUGGGGUUUGGCUUCAGAUGUUCUAA
Molecule: messenger RNA, 1092 nt
Organism: Helobdella robusta
Lineage: Eukaryota; Metazoa; Annelida; Clitellata; Rhynchobdellida; Glossiphoniidae
Exons: 11
Coding region: 247-1092 (281 amino acids)
Biological process (GO): ribosomal large subunit assembly; rRNA processing
Cellular component (GO): nucleolus
Molecular function (GO): rRNA binding
Source: RefSeq, a predicted model, not a curated record